GGCCCGGCACGAGUUUUCAAGGUCCGAACCUGAGCUCAUCGUUACAAACGACGUUCACGACAUGCAACGGCAGCUUUGUGUGCGCGCGCUGUCUUUCACGCGUUCCUAUGCUACCAGGUAUCCACGACCUAAACCAGGGACGUCGGAAAGACCGCCAUAUCGCGCUGCAGAUCCUUUGGUCAACAAUCCCAAUGCCGCCGUGACCACCCUUCCUGACGAAGAACUCACUUUCAUCCAUCGUCCUCCACCUACGUCACCUUCACCGUUCUCGUUGGCAACAAAUCCGGCUUCGCCUCUCCUGCGACCUAGAGCCAAGCCGACAGAAACAGCUCUACCUCCACUAUCCCGUCCAAAUGAGAAACCCCAGCCGGAACGUGUCUCUGAGGCCGUUAUAGAAAAAAUCAAGAAGCUCAGGAGAGGAAACCCUGAAAAAUAUAGUCGGGGAACUCUUGCGAAGAUGUUUGGCUGCUCCCAAACCUUUGUCGGCCUUGUUGCUGCUCUUAAGAGCUCAAAACGCAAAUCUUUGCUGAAGAAACGGGAGGCCGGUCACCAACUAGAGAGAGAGAAGUGGAGCGAAAGACACACAUUGGUCAAAGCUAUCCGGGCAAAGAGACGCGAGUUGUGGUGAUACUGGUCUGCUGGUCUUUCUUUUCUGCGUAUGCAACCCAUUAAUGAAUCGUGGACUGUAGGGAUAGCUACUAUCUCAUGGUAUACUGACGCUGGAUACGGAGCU
Messenger RNA from Desarmillaria tabescens, 733 nucleotides. Its product is annotated as mitochondrial ribosomal protein subunit L20-domain-containing protein. Gene Ontology annotation, cellular component: mitochondrial large ribosomal subunit. Gene Ontology annotation, molecular function: structural constituent of ribosome. Lineage: Eukaryota; Fungi; Basidiomycota; Agaricomycetes; Agaricales; Physalacriaceae. The coding region runs from base 62 to 628 and encodes 188 amino acids. The record is from RefSeq and is a predicted model, not a curated record. The transcript has a single exon.